UGAUGUUUUCAAUGUUCCCUCAUUAUUAUACACAAAUCUUGAAACCUUGAAUUAUUUUCUUUCUUUCUUUUUGCAAUUUCCGUACUCUGCUAUCAUUUUUUUCACAAAAUCUUGAAAACCUACUUAGUUUUUCCAAUUGGGUAUUCAGAUUUGUAAAAAAUCUGAAAUCUUGGUUAAUAUUUAUUAAAUUUGGUUUUUAAAAGAUAGAAUUUUUUUUAGUGUUUUAUAUAAAGUUUGGAAAUUGAUAAGCAAUGUUUUGAGAAUGAAGAAGAGAUGUUGUGUGAAAAAAACAAAUGGAUGUUAGAUCUGAAAACAGUAGUAGUAGUGUACAGGUGGUGAGGUGGGCUAAGUUGCCAGGGCAAGUUAUUCAAAGAACAAGGUUACAAGUGUGGUUUAUAAGGGUCUGUUCAAGUAUUUUAAUUUGGACUUGUUUAGUUCAGCUUUUAACUGUUGGUGAGCUUUGGCACCCGAAAUUUUUUACCGGGUUUUCGAGCCCAGUUAAUGGAUCCACAAGAUUGUCUAGUGAACCCAUAAACAUUAUUCCAAUACCUCCACCUCCAGCAUUGCCAUUGCCACUGCCACCAGCCUAUCCACCUCCAAGGAAUUACAUAAGCAACGGGUUUCUUAAAGUUUCUUGUAACGGUGGUUUGAAUCAAAUGCGAGCUGCGAUAUGUGACAUGGUGACAGUUGCUCGUCUCUUAAAUCUCACUUUGGUUGUUCCUGAGCUUGAUAAGACAUCUUUCUGGGCUGAUCCUAGUGAUUUUGAGGACAUAUUUGAUGUCAACCACUUCAUUAAUUCUCUGAGAGACGAAGUCCGGAUUGUCAAAAGGCUGCCAAAGAGGUUUAGCAGAAAAUAUGGAUUUCAGCCAUUAGAGAUGCCACCUGUUAGCUGGUCUGGUGAAAAAUACUACCUUGAACAGAUUUUACCACUUUUUAGUAAACACAAGGUGAUACACUUCAAUAGAACGGAUACACGACUAGCAAACAAUGGGAUCCCUUCAGAUCUUCAAAAACUCAGAUGUCAUGUCAAUUUUAAGGCCCUAAAGUUCACACCUGCAAUUGAGUCUCUAGGGAAUAAAUUGGUGCACAUGCUCCAAGAGAAGGGACCAUUUAUGGCAUUGCACUUGAGAUAUGAGAUGGACAUGUUGGCAUUUUCAGGUUGCACACAUGGCUGUACCAUUGAUGAAGCUGAGGAACUCAAACGUUUGAGGUAUGCAUUUCCGUGGUGGAGGGAGAAGGAGAUAGUGUCGGAAGAGAAAAGAUCACAAGGUCUUUGUCCUCUUACACCCGAGGAGGCAACCUUAAUUCUUCGAGCACUUGGUUUCGAUCAAGACACACAAAUAUAUAUAGCUUCUGGCGAAAUUUAUGGCAGUGAAAAGAGACUUUCAGCUUUAAGGGCUACAUAUCCUCUUAUCGUGAAGAAAGAAACAUUAUUAGAUCCUGAAGAGUUGAGACAGUUUCAAAAUCAUUCGUCCCAAAUGGCAGCUCUUGAUUUCAUGGUUUCAGUUGCUAGUAACAUAUUUGUUCCAUCUUAUGAUGGUAACAUGGCGAAGCUUGUGGAAGGUCACCGAAGGUACCAUGGCUUUAAAAAGACUAUCCAGCUGAAUAGAAGAAAACUAGUAGAAUUGAUAGAUUUGCACCAUAAUGGUACACUUUCAUGGGAUGAGUUUUCAAAUGCCGUGAAAUCAUCACACAAAAGAAGAAUGGGCCAACCAAAUCAUCGUACAAUUAUUGCAGAAAAACCUAAAGAAGAAGACUACUUUUAUGCCAAUCCUGAAGAAUGUUUCUGUGAGAUGGCAAAUUGUAGUUACCAGUAACUAACUCAAUUCAUCGAGGCUUGAUUCUUGAUGAAACUUAAGCCAAACUUCAUAGUUGCACAUAUACGACAUUAAUUAUGGCUUUAAAAUGGCUGUAAAGGAACCAUCGAAAUGAGAUUGUGGAGAAUGGCAACAAAUAAAAAACACGAGUUGCUUAUACUUCACGAGAGUGCAAUUAGGAAGCACCACGUAAGUCGUCUUUCUAGGCAUAAAGAGAUUUGUUCUUUCUUUUCAUUUUGUUUAUGUGCUUAUAGUUGAUAGUUCCCUAGUACAAAUUCACAUUUGGUUGAAUAUAAAAUUACUCAUUUCUUUCA
Molecule: messenger RNA, 2131 nt
Organism: Erigeron canadensis
Lineage: Eukaryota; Viridiplantae; Streptophyta; Magnoliopsida; Asterales; Asteraceae
Product: rhamnogalacturonan I rhamnosyltransferase 1
Exons: 8
Coding region: 294-1817 (507 amino acids)
Cellular component (GO): chloroplast; cytoplasm
Source: RefSeq, a predicted model, not a curated record